Molecule: messenger RNA, 1189 nt
Organism: Zophobas morio
Lineage: Eukaryota; Metazoa; Arthropoda; Insecta; Coleoptera; Tenebrionidae
Gene: betaggt-II
Product: geranylgeranyl transferase type-2 subunit beta
Exons: 1
Coding region: 68-1069 (333 amino acids)
Biological process (GO): protein geranylgeranylation
Cellular component (GO): Rab-protein geranylgeranyltransferase complex
Molecular function (GO): Rab geranylgeranyltransferase activity
Source: RefSeq, a predicted model, not a curated record
AAACAAAAAACCCCAACUUGUCACUUGUCACAAUGAAUCGCACCAGCAAAAAUUAAGGUUAUGAACGAUGGCAACCCCGAUAAAAGACGUAAUUUUGAAAGAAAACGCCCCAACUACGAUCCUCUUUGACAAACAUGUCGAGUUCCUGAGGGAGUACGGUAAAAAUGAAGACAAUUUCGAGUUCGGGAUGACGGACUACCUCCGAAUAUCCGGCAUGUAUUGGGGGCUGACAGCUCUGGAACUCCUCAACCAAACACAUUCCACGCCUCAGGACGAAAUCGUCACCUAUAUCAAGAACUGUCAAGACCCCGAAAGCGGCGGAAUUGGCGCUUGUCUCGGCCACGACCCCCAUUUACUCCACACACUUUCCGCAGUGCAAAUCCUCGCAAUGUACGACAAACUGGACGCCAUCGACGUCGAGGGGGUCAUACGAUACGUGGUGGCUUUGCAGCAGCCCGACGGGAGUUUCACUGGAGACAAAUGGGGCGAAGUGGACACGCGUUUCUCGCUGUGUGCUGUAGCCACGCUGUCUUUGUUGAAGCGGCUCGAUGCCAUCAACGCAGAGGGGGCCGUUAGGUUCGUGGAGUCGUGUAUGAAUUUUGACGGGGGGUUCGGGUCGCGGCCCUUGUCUGAGAGUCACGCGGGGUUAGUGUAUUGUUGUUUGGGGUUCCUGUCCAUCAUGAAUAGGCUAGAUAUUGUGAAAAGGGAUGUUCUAGCGUGGUGGUUGUGUGAAAGACAGUUGCCUUCAGGGGGCUUGAACGGGCGACCGGAGAAGCUACCCGAUGUUUGUUAUUCGUGGUGGGUUUUAUCGUCGCUGACUUUAUUGGGGAGGUUGCACUGGAUUAGUGCCGAACAACUCAAGAGGUUUAUUCUGGCUUGUCAGGAUACGGAAACAGGGGGGUUUGCGGACAGGCCCGGGGAUGUUCCAGAUCCGUAUCACAGCUUAUUUGCGCUUGCCGCGUUGUCGUUGCUGGGGCAACAUGAAAUCAAAACUAUUAAUCCGACUUAUUGCAUGCCACAACACGUUAUUGAUAGAAUGCAGCUGUCACCACAAAUAUUACGUGAUUAGCGUCGAAAGUCGCAAUUUUCCAGAUAAUGUAAUUUAAAUGUUUUGUUAGUCCACGGUUCACAUAUUUUUUACGUGAUGUAAUUUUAUAAUGGUACCUAAUAAAGUUUAUUCAUUGUGAAA